Molecule: messenger RNA, 777 nt
Organism: Arachis duranensis
Lineage: Eukaryota; Viridiplantae; Streptophyta; Magnoliopsida; Fabales; Fabaceae
Exons: 1
Coding region: 1-777 (258 amino acids)
Source: RefSeq, a predicted model, not a curated record
AUGAGGUACGAUGGAACCCAAGACCCUCUGGAACACCUCAUGGCUUUCGAGGCUAGAAUGAAUCUGGAGGGAGUAGGGGAUGAGGUGAGGUGCCGGGCCUUCCCGGUCACCCUAGCCGGACCCGCGAUCCGAUGGUUUAACGGCCUCCCGCAGGGAUCCAUCUAUGGAUUUUCGGACAUCAGCCGUGCCUUCUUGGCUCAGUUCACAACGCGAAUAGCAAAGGCAAAACACCCGAUCAACCUGCUCGGGAUAACCCAAAGACCCGGAGAGUCGACCAGAAAAUACCUGGAUCGCUUUAACGACGAAUGCUUGGAAAUUGACGGCCUAACCGACUCGGUGGCCAGCCUUUGCCUGACGAACGACCUCCUGAACAAGGACUUCCGAAAACACCUUACCACGAAACCAGUUUGGACGAUGCACGAAAUCCAAACGGUGGCCAAGGAAUACAUAAAUGACGAAGAAGUCAGCCAGGUCAUGGCCGCCAAUAAACGGCACUCCGGCUACAAUCAACCUAGGCAACAGGGUAAUGGGAAGAGACACAAAGAACAAGCCAAGGAGGGAGGGCCGACCAAGGCACACAGACCGUUUCCCCGGAUCGGGAAGUUCACCAACUACACUCCACUCACUCUUCCCAUCGUGGAAGUUUACCAGCAAAUAGCCGAGAGAGGGAUCUUGUCGAAGCCCCGACCACUCAAGGACCGUACAGGGGGAACAAGAGCCUCUACUGUGACUACCACAAGGGCUAUGGACACCAAACACAAGACUGCUUUGACCUAA